Onthophagus taurus is the source of this 1420-nucleotide messenger RNA. RefSeq names its product putative ATP-dependent RNA helicase Dbp80 (gene Dbp80). Gene Ontology annotation, molecular function: ATP binding; nucleic acid binding; RNA helicase activity. The record is from RefSeq and is a predicted model, not a curated record. NCBI's taxonomy places the organism in Eukaryota, Metazoa, Arthropoda, Insecta, Coleoptera, Scarabaeidae.
AUGUUUCCAAAAGCAGAUUGGGCAAACUUCGUCGACGAACAAGAAAAGUUAGUUGCAAAUAAGCUCUCCAACGUAGAAAUAACGAAAACGAACGAACUCCCUAAAAGUGAUGUCUCUUCUGACGAAACCGACCAACCUAGCCUUGCUGAUUCUAGUUUUUUGCAAAAAUUAAUUCGAAAAGGUUUGGUGGACAAUAAAAAUGAUUUGGAGAUACAACGGCAAGACCCCAAUUCGCCUCUGUUUUCAGUUAAAACUUUUGAAGCAUUAGAAUUGAAACCCAACUUAUUAAAAGGAGUUUAUGAAAUGGGGUUUAAUGCUCCCUCGAAGAUUCAAGAAACUGCUUUACCUACAUUACUUACAGAUCCCCCACAAAAUCUUAUAGCGCAAUCACAAUCAGGCACAGGAAAAACAGCAGCUUUCGUUUUAGCAAUGUUAAGUCGUGUUAAUCCUGAUCUCAGAUAUCCUCAAGUGUUGUGUUUAUCACCUACUUAUGAACUAGCGGUUCAAACAGGUGAAGUUGCUGCCCAUAUGGUUAAAUAUUGUCCAGAAAUUGAAUUAAAAUCUGCUGUGAGAGGAGAAGAAGUGCCUAGGGGAUCAAAAUUAACAGAACAAGUUGUUAUUGGUACUCCUGGAAAAGUAUUAGAUUGGGCUUUGAAGUUUCGCGUUUUCGAUUUGAGUAAAAUCACCGUUUUUGUGUUAGAUGAAGCCGAUGUUAUGAUUGAUACUCAAGGUCAUCAAGAUCAAUGCAUCCGAAUUCAUAAAUGUUUAAGUCAAACAUGUCAAAUGAUGUUUUUCUCUGCAACAUACAAUCAGAAAAUUAUGGAUUUUGCAGAAAUAAUUGUUAAAAAUCCAAUAAUAAUUCGGUUAAAACGCGAAGAAGAAAGUUUAGAUAAUAUUAAACAAUAUUAUGUUAAAUGCGCAAGUCAACAAGAAAAAUAUAACGCAGUUACAAACAUUUAUGGGACAGUUGGAGUUGGUCAGGCGAUUAUUUUUUGCCAUACAAGAAGAACUGCGAAUUGGUUAGCUGAAAAAAUGUCUAAAGAUGGUCACGCAGUGGCUAUUUUAACUGGAGAAUUGAGCGUAGAGCAACGAAUACACGUUUUAGAUCGAUUCAGAAACGGUACAGAAAAAGUUUUGAUAACAACGAACGUUUUGUCGAGAGGAAUAGAUGUUGAACAAGUUACCAUUGUUGUUAAUUUUGAUUUGCCUCUUGAUGGAAAUGGGCAACCCGAUUGUGAAACUUAUUUACAUAGAAUUGGUCGUACAGGAAGAUUUGGUAAACACGGUAUCGCGAUAAAUUUGGUUGAUUCUUCUGAGGCUAUGGAAAUAUGUCAAACUUUCGAAAAACAUUUUGGUCGAAAAAUAAAAUAUUUAAACGCUGAUGAUUCCGAUGAAAUUGAAAAAAUAGGCGCAUAAAAGA